Messenger RNA from Bombus terrestris (buff-tailed bumblebee), 2385 nucleotides. RefSeq names its product odorant receptor 67c. The transcript has 10 exons. Gene Ontology annotation, cellular component: plasma membrane. Gene Ontology annotation, biological process: detection of chemical stimulus involved in sensory perception of smell; sensory perception of smell. The record is from RefSeq and is a predicted model, not a curated record. The coding region runs from base 99 to 1772 and encodes 557 amino acids. Gene Ontology annotation, molecular function: odorant binding; olfactory receptor activity. Lineage: Eukaryota; Metazoa; Arthropoda; Insecta; Hymenoptera; Apidae.
UGGUAUUCGUCAGCGGCUGCAAAUUGAGUAUUAUAUUAAAGCAUCGUGAGAGUAUCUUAUCUUUGAUCGAGAGCCUCGAACGCGAACCAUUCUCGCCGAUGAACGACGAAGAAGAGAAAAUUCAAAUGAAAUUUAACAGAACGAACGAACGAAUUGCGAUUUGUUACACGAUUCUGGUGGAGGUGGCUGCGAUAUGGAUAUUCGUAAGAGCGUUCCUCACGGACUUCAAGAAGAGAAAACUAGUCUUUCGAGCUUGGUUACCGUACGAUUAUUCGGAACUGUUGCCAUACACGUUCAGUUACACUUACGAAGUUGCCACUUCGUUGCUGUGCUCUUGUCAAAACGUUGCUAGCGACACGCUGUUCGCUGGCUUGCUGAUUCAAAUUAACGGCCAGUUCGAAAUACUCGAGGAACGUCUGAGAAACAUCGAGGAGGACUCGAAUUAUUCGGCGAAGCAGUGCGUCAAACAUUAUCAACAAAUUUACAAAUUCUCUAAAACGGUGAACGAGAAAUUCAAAAUAAUACUUUUCUUGCAAUUUUGUACGAUCGCAUUUACGCUAUGCUUUAAUCUCUACCGAAUGACCAACAUAACGAUGCUUUCUAAAUUUCUGGAGGCGUCGCUUUUCCUAAUUCGCAUUAUAGCGCAGAUACUGUAUUAUUGUUGGUUCAGUAACGAAGUGAAAUUGAAGAGCCUUCAAGUGCCUUCCAUGAUAUUUAAGAGUAAUUGGGCAUCGUGGGAUACGAAAACAAAGAAGAUUCUCUUAGUGAUCAUGACACGAGCGACACAUCCUAUAGAAUUUACGAGUGGCUACCUGGUAACAUUGAAUCUCGAUUCUUUCGUAGCGCUGAUGAAAACAUCAUACUCAGUUUUUAACUUGUUGCAACAAACUAAAUGCUUAGUGUUAGGGCGAAAAACUAUCAUAAAUAUGUUGGAUCUACUCAAGAAGAAGCCCUUUGUGCCAGAGAACAAUGGGGAAGGAGAAAUUCACGCCAGAUACAAUAAUCUAAUCGAAAAAGUCGCUGUGGGUUAUACGAUCCAAGUCAUAUUUUGUGUGUUUUCUUUAUUAGGAACGACAUUGAUGGGUGAUUUUCAAUCGAAAAAAUUAAUGUUCCGCGCUUGGUUUCCUUUCGACAUCACCGCCUCCUGGUUUGCGUUUUGUAUGACGUUCCUCUAUCAGUUCGUGGGUUUAGUGAUCGUAUCUAAUGGUGUCUGUAUUUUCGACACGUUAUUCGCCGGCCUGUUGCUUCACAUCUGUUGUCAACUUGAAAUGCUGGUUUAUCGCUUGCACAAUAUCGAAGGGAAUGAAAUUCAAUCGUUAAAACACUGCGUUUGGCACCACAAUAAAAUAUUUAGGUUCGCCGAUAUAGUAAACAAUUUUUUUAACAAAUUAAUGUUCGUGCAAUUUGUGGAAAGCGCAAUCUCGAUAUGCUUUACCCUUUAUCUACUAACAGACAUAGAAGACACUGCGCAAUUAAUAGGAUGGUCUUCGUUCAUGUUUGCCGCAAUAUUUCAAACGUUUUACUUUUGUUGGUUCGGAGAUGUAGCGAAAGUAAAGAGCCUCGAUAUUUCUAAUAUGGUAUAUAAUAGCGAUUGGCCAAAUUUGAGCAACGACGCCAGGAAGAUGCUUGUGGUAAUCAUGGCACGUUCAUUGACCCCUGUUGAGAUUACAAGUGCCUAUAUUCUACCCAUGAACUUGGAAUCUUUCAAAGGUUUGAUGAAAGUUGCUUACUCGGCGUACAACAUGCUGCUACAGAGUAAGUCAGCGGAGUAGAACACAUGUGGAGAAUAAGUUGUAUUAGUUCCUUCGUCACACAAUGGAAGAAUUAGAAUAGAGACAAUAGAAAACGAAUUAUUGAAACAGCGCAGUAAAUUAUGUACAAAUUGUGCAAACACAAUAAAUUUCAAACUCCAGUGAGAUCCGGAUAGUGCUUCCCACGGAAGGACAAUGAUUAUGCAAGGUUUUCUUUGUUAUAAUAUUCGUUCAUGGACUAUAUUUUCACAGCACACGAUUAUUUUCACCAUGAGUUGCUACUUGUCAGUUUGUUACAGAAACCUGGCGAUCUACUGCGAAAUCCUGAACGAAUCGACAGUGUUUUUGCGAUCGUAGGACUAUAUAAUAAUCUGAUAACAUUGAAGGAAUUGUUCAACUGGAUACCACACGAUUUAUUCUCCCACAAUCUCUACACGAUUUCCUGAUGUAUCAAAUAAUCGGUAUGUUGACAUGUUCAAACAAAUGAUUAGGAAAUGAUGUUAUUAUAUUUUGCGAUUCUUGCGAUACUAUCCAAUAAUAUUUGAAAUGGAUGGUUAUUUUUAGAACUUAAAGAAAUAGAAAAUGAUACUACUAAAAAAAUAUAAUAAAAAAAAUGCACUAUAUUUGAGUACUA